Molecule: messenger RNA, 2774 nt
Organism: Anarrhichthys ocellatus (wolf-eel)
Lineage: Eukaryota; Metazoa; Chordata; Actinopteri; Perciformes; Anarhichadidae
Exons: 8
Coding region: 508-1332 (274 amino acids)
Biological process (GO): negative regulation of gene expression, epigenetic; protein localization to heterochromatin; negative regulation of DNA-templated transcription
Cellular component (GO): nucleoplasm
Source: RefSeq, a predicted model, not a curated record
GUUGACCACGGAGAUCUGAGUGUCUGCUGACUUGACCGCAGUAUGUAAAACCACCUUUACGUAGGCCACAGCUGCCUGUCACGCGCAGCCUGUGUGUGUAAAACAGGUGUAAACAGGUGUGACGGAAACAAAUAAGGCGGACUGCGCUUGCGUGUCGUCAGGAGAAGAAGAAAAAAAAGCUCGCUUGUGUUUUCGGUUUGAUAAGCCUUUAUGGCCGCACUCUCAACCUGAUUGGGUGGCUGCAGAAAAGAGAAGUAAAAGAAAGCAACAACAUGUUGCUUAUCUUCCAGCAGGAAACCAGAGAAAGAGCAGCUCGUUCUGUCGACAACGUGAGAUAUUCCUUUUAAAGGUGAGACACUAAACCACGAGGCGGCACAGAACAUGUAAAUGUUUCACUCUCCGGUUGCAACGAAGACGUUUAAACGUGAGAAUCUCACGCGCUUCCUGGUUCCUGCAGAGAGAAAGUAAAGUCCGCGUGACAUAAAAACACGGAUCAAACAGACGGAGAUGGAUCACAUGCGACCGCAGGACACGCAGCAAAGCAAGGGCUCCAUGUUGCGGCACAGGGAACACGGUGACGAGCCUGUCGACAAGCGGCCCACCGACAGCUCGACGUCUCCCACUGACUCGAAGAGGCUGAUCAGAAGAGUGCGGAGUCCAUCCAGACCGAGGGCCUGGCUGUCCAAUUCUUACAAGCCCAAGUUUGGAGGGCGGUUCCACAGACCUCAAUUUCCACGGGAGGACCACUCGUUCUACAAACCCGGCUUCGCUAACCAGAGGUACCACCACUUCAACCCCCGGGGAUACUUCCACCGGAGAGGAGAUCAUUUCCAGCCCAAACCUCACCACAUCGCGCUGAGCGAGAGGGAACGGGUGAGCAAGGAGCGGUACGAGCAGAGAGAGAGCGCCGACGGAAGUUCACCUUCAAAGCAGAACAACACUACCAGACCUUUUGUACCAAGAUCCUCUUCCAGCAGAGAUAACGACAUGCAGUUCAUUAACGACAGGAACCAAAGCAGGGAGAGAGAUCACUCGGGGACCAACAGCAAAGAAAGAGAACGAAGCAGGGACGGGGAGCUUCCUUCAACUGCGAGCCAGACGGCAACGCGAGACAGAGCCAUCCAACAGAAGAGGAAAGAGAUAGAUGAGGUGUACUAUCAGGAAUGUGAAAUGUUUGGCCUUGUGGCAAAGAUGCUGAUAGCAAAGGAUCCCACCCUGGAGCGCCCCAUCCAGUCUGCGCUGCAGGAGAACCUCCGGGACAUCGGCAAGCGCUGCGUGGAGGGCAUGGAGAAAUUUAUAGAGGACUAUGACUCCAGGGAGCCGUCUCACUAGUCCGAGACACACACGGUCUUCCUAGCUUUCAUCCUGCUGAUGAGUUCCAGCUCACUCAUCAGAAGGAGUCCUAUUCGCCCGUGAAAACCUCCGCAUGAUUUCUUCUGUGGCUCUGGAGGAGUUUUGUCAAGCCUGAAAAUAUAACCCUGAUGACGUCACAGUGAUGUCAUCAUGUUUAUUUCGGCUCAGGCUUGGGGGCUGUAAAUCUAUGACAGAAAGCCUGCAUUACAAACUGGAGGUGUGGAGAGAAAGAUGCGUGUUCAUCGAGCAUGGAGGGUCUAAUGAAAGAUGCUAUCCAGUUGCAUUGUAGGACACAACAACUUUAACAAUUUUAGGUAUCCUGAUAAAAAUGUGUUUAUCUUAAGAAAGAAAUACUGGAGGAUGUAUUGUUAACAGAUUUUCUUUCCGCUAUUGAUGUCCGUAUUGGCCCGUACGUAAGUAGAAUUGCUGCUGUCAAAAGCCACUGACAAUUACUUCGUGGUUCUUGCUUUUUUUUUUUUUUUUUUUUUUUUUAACAUCUGGAGCAGCUCCUCCAUUUGCCUCAAUCAUCGAAUUAAAAAUUGACCGCAUUCAUUUAGGUGAGCCAGUUUCAGUCGCCUGGUAUUGUGAAUGCUGGCUCACUGGAGCAUUUGCUGGAACUGAGCCACUGUUUGUUACCCGGCAUAAGCCGGCUUUUUGCCGUAUUAUGUGUAGUUGUCCGGCAGAUUCAAUUAUCAAUGGCCAAAGUGUCUGUUGGGAAAUAUGCCAAAUAUAUAAAUGAUUUAAUUAAUGGCGUAUAAAAUAGCCUAACUGGAUGCUCGCCAAGAUGCAGUGUCGACAGCAUGGGCAUGGCGGGUUAAAAUUCAUCAUGGCGUGUAAAAGGGUCAUUGGGGAAUUUUGGGGAAAUUAUCCCGACUGGGCAAAUUCACCAGUUAGGUGCCUGCCUUUGUGUGCGGCAGACUGGAGAGCAAACCGUUGUUUAUGAAAGGCUAAACACCAACAAAUAUGGAUUAAAGCGGAAUAUUUCGUUAGAUACAAAAACAUGUGAAUUUUAGAAAUGGUUACAUCUAUCUCUUCUCAAUAAAUUGAACAACGCUCUGAUGUCAUUGGACAUGUUUGGAUCACACGAGUCAGAGACGAUCAUAAACAGCCACCACUAUCUAAAUCCACAAAUACUAUUAUACUAGUAAUAUUACUGUGUCCUGAUCUUUAUCUGCAACCAUGUGGAAGUACCAGCUUUAAACACAAUGAGUACACAUGCAAAGAAACAACUGUGCAAGAGGUUUUGAAUGUCUUAAGAGUUCAUUUUGUUGUUGUUGUUGCAGGAACUUGGAUCAUACCGUUUGUCUGUUUGUAUUUUAUUGCUGUUUAAAUGUUGGCUAUUUAAAACAUGUCUGGUAGUUGUUCUAUACGGCCAGAACUCUGACAUGUUAACGGCUAUUUAAAUUAAAUCCUGAACUGAG